AUUUUUUUAAAUUCUCCGAGAAUGGAGGGUUCUUUUAUGAGUUAUUUUGCCACAACGGACUCCGACUCGAUUCAUUCUCCCCUCUCACAUGCACUAAAUUACUACAAACUUUUACUUUUUAAAUAAGUACCGGAGGAUAUCAGGAAGGAAACAAACCGGGUGAGGUCAUAGGGGUCCCGUCUAACUCCGGUUGCUUUUCGUAAGACGUACGGGUCACAAAAAGGCCUUGUCUUUGUACUAUACAGAGUGUCUGCCCGCUAUAUGCGAAAGUGUUCAUUGCGAUAUAAAAUCAUAGCAUCUGAGCCGUCAUGACGUCGUCGCUUGGCCUUGCUACCAGACGAGCCCAGCCUCAACUCACUCGUGUGACGAGGCUGGAAGAACAGCUUCGAAGGAGUAUAUCAACCAUUGAAUUGGAUAGACAAAAAGGAGACAGAGAACGUGUCGUGAUUCUUGGCUCUGGCUGGGCCGGCUUCAACCUCUCCCGCAAGCUAGACAAGAAAAAGUACCAACCCGUCGUUAUCUCUCCCCGCCCCUACUUCGCCUUCACCCCCCUCCUCGCAUCCACCGCCGUCGGCACCCUCGAGUUCCGCACCGCCAUCGAGUCCGUCCGCGCCCGCGUCACAGACACAGAGUAUUACCAAGGAUGGGCGGACGACGUCAGCUUCGCCGACAAGCGUAUCACUGUCGAGGUCAAUGCGAUGAUGACGCAGUCCACGGCGCCGAUUCAGACGGCGGAUGAGGCGUCUGCGCCAGGAACCAAGAAGGGCAAGAGGUUCGACCUGGAUUAUGAUAAGUUGGUCGUUGCGGUGGGGUGUUACUCGCAGACUUUCGGGACGCCGGGUGUGAGAGAGAAUGCCUUCUUCCUGAAGGAUGUGGGCGAUGCGAGGAAGAUCAGGAAGAGGAUUUUGGAUUGUUUCGAAGAAGCAUCCCUCCCCUCAACACCCGAGAAAGUGAAGCGGCAACUCCUAAACUUUGGCGUCGUCGGCGGAGGCCCCACCGGCGUCGAAUUCUCCGCUGAGCUCUUCGACCUCUGCAACGACGACCUCCGCAAACUCUACCCCUCCCUCAUCCAACACGCCCGCAUCAGCAUCUACGACGUCGCUCCUAGCAUCCUCUCCAUGUUCGACAAGCGGCUCGCCGACUACGCAACCAACCAUUUCCGCCGCGACGGGAUUGCGAUCAAGACUUCGCACCAUAUCAGGGAUUUGCGUCCUGGACUCCCUGGUGCGGAGGAGGAGGAUGGGAGUUCGGGGUUUACGUUGACGACGGAGGAGGAUGGGGAGGUGGGGGUGGGGAUGUGUGUCUGGUCUACUGGACUGAUGAUGAACCCCUUUAUCCAAAAGGCGCUCAACGAUGUACACAGCUACCCCAGCGCCUCUAUCACCCCUCCUCCUUCUUCCUCAUCAUCCUCCUCCUCUCCCUCUCCCGCGCCAGAAACCCUCAACUGGCAUCUCGCGCGCGAUCCCAAAUCCGGUGGUCUGCUAGUCGACUCACAUUUCCGCGUCCAGCUCAACGGCUCCUCCCCCUCCUCACCCACCUCAACCAACACCCCCACCCCCACCACCCCACCCAAACCAGCAACAAUGCUAAACGUCUUCGCCCUCGGCGACGUCGCGGUCCCACAGUCCGGCCCCCUCCCCGCCACAGCACAGGUAGCGAACCAAUCCGCGCUCUGGCUCGCGCGGCGGCUUAAUGCGGGGGAUAUAGGGAGGGGAGGCGGGUUCACGUAUAGGAAUUUGGGGGUUAUGACGUAUUUGGGUAACUGGAAGGCGAUUAUGCAGACGGGGGCGAAUAGUGAGGUUACGGGGUUUGCGGCGUGGUUGGUGUGGAGGGGGGCGUAUUUGACUCGGACGAUCAGUUGGAGAAAUAAGUUGUUGAUCCCGAUUUAUUGGCUCAUUAAUUGGGCUUUUGGCCGCGAUAUUGGCAGGUUCUGAUGAACUCUUGUGGGCUGUCUGUUAUACAUAUAACAAGAGCAUAUGUCGAGUCUGAGGAUACAAACCGACACUCGCCUCUGUACACCACUCGAUGUGCGAGAGGACGUGGCCGCUGGCGUAUUUGACUCGGACGAUCAGUUGGAGAAAUAAGUUGUUGAUCCCGAUUUAUUGGUAAUUUCCCCGUGGUCAGGUGUGGACGAGUAUGGACCAUACGAGCUGUCAUCAUCCAAGGCAGUUAAAAAGCGAGAUAGAUAGUAAUCGUACCAGAAUGCAAGUUUAUUUUUGUGCUUCUAGUU
Pseudogymnoascus destructans is the source of this 2230-nucleotide messenger RNA. RefSeq lists its product as uncharacterized. The transcript has 9 exons. Gene Ontology annotation, molecular function: NADH dehydrogenase activity. The record is from RefSeq and is a predicted model, not a curated record. NCBI's taxonomy places the organism in Eukaryota, Fungi, Ascomycota, Leotiomycetes, Thelebolales, Thelebolaceae. The coding region runs from base 309 to 1934 and encodes 541 amino acids.